This is a messenger RNA of Pygocentrus nattereri (red-bellied piranha), 3264 nucleotides long. RefSeq names its product solute carrier family 35 member D3. The transcript is spliced from 2 exons. NCBI's taxonomy places the organism in Eukaryota, Metazoa, Chordata, Actinopteri, Characiformes, Serrasalmidae. The record is from RefSeq and is a predicted model, not a curated record. Gene Ontology annotation, molecular function: antiporter activity. Gene Ontology annotation, cellular component: Golgi apparatus. The coding region runs from base 206 to 1465 and encodes 419 amino acids.
CACACGCUCCAUUCAGCGAAAUCAUUCAUGCUGCUGAUAGCUGGAAGGUCUGGGUGCAGCAGGGCGCGCGGGGUGCUGUGCGCGGUUUGAUGCAGCUGGAGUUCGCGCGUGACGGUUCCCCUCCCCAAGCAACGAGCUCGGACAUUCUUCUGUGGGAAGUUCUCCGAAGGUUUUCCUAACAUUUUGGUGUCUAAAUCCAGACUGGAUGGAGCGCGUCAUGGAAGUUUGCAAGGGCCGCCUGCUGGGCAUCUCGGUGGCCAUUGCGCACGGAGUGUUCUCGGGGUCCCUCAACAUCCUGCUCAAAUUCCUCAUCACCACCUACCACUUCACCUACCUCACGCUCAUCCAGUGCAUGACCAGCGCCACGGCGGCGCUCACGCUGGAGACUCUGCGCAGGCUGGGCAAGGUGGACAUCCCGCCCUUCAGCCUGCACCUGGCCAAAGUUUUCGCCAGCGUGUGCGUGCUGUCCACGCUGCAGUCCACGCUGACCCUGUGGUCGCUGAGGGGUCUCAGCUUGCCCAUGUACGUGGUCUUCAAGCGCUGCCUGCCUCUAGUCACGCUGGGCAUCGGCGUGUGCGUGCUGAGGAACGGGACGCCCAGUGUUGGGGUGGUCGUGGCGGUGCUCAUCACAACCGGGGGGGCAGCUUUGGCAGGUGCAGGUGACCUCACUGGGGACCCCUUUGGCUAUGUGACUGGCAUUUUAGCGGUCAUUAUCCAUGCCUCCUACCUCGUGAUUAUCCAGAAGACUGGUGCAGAUAGUGAAUAUGGCCCACUAACUGCCCAGUACACCAUCGCCAUAGUGGCCUCCCCUGUGCUGCUCGUUUGUUCCUUCGUGAGCACGGACGCCAUUGACAUGUGGACGUACGAGGGCUGGAAGAACCCUUUCAUCACGGGCAUCUUCUGCUCCUGCAUCUUCAUCGGCUGCGCCAUGAACUUCACCACACUGCACUGCACUUACAUUAACUCAGCUGUGACCACCAGCUUUGUGGGAGUUGUGAAAAGCAUCGCUACAAUUACUGUGGGCAUGCUAGCAUUUAGCGAUGUGGAGCCCACCAAACUGUUUGUAGCAGGUGUGGUGGUGAACACAAUAGGGUCCAUCACCUAUUGCGUGGUAAAGUACUUUGAGACGAAAAAGAAGCUCAACUACCAGGAUAUGGACACCGCAGCCAAGGACGACGAACCACCUGGAGAACCGUAUAUAGAUCCACCACCCAAAGCCGAUGGAGAGUUGGAAAGUUUUGCUAACGGAAGCCUGAGUGGAGCGUUUAGCGGCAGUGGCCUGAGUCCAGUCCGUGACAGUAAAGGCGCGGAGUUCAUAGAGUUAGAAAGACCAGCAUUUCUGGAGAAUGAGCCAACAAACCAGUCUUUAACUGACAAUUAUGUCGGUGUCUGGAGGUCAGUUCGCACCUUAAAGUUCCUCAAGAAGGACACCUUACUUGACAACAUGGAGGUGCAAAGUCCUUGAUGAAGGACUCCCAAUAAAUAGAGGUUGCUAAGCAUGCUAAGCUAAAGUGUUGUUACAGACUGACAUUGUGAACAAGACAAAUGUUCGCCUUUGUCCUCGCUCUCUUAAAAGAGUAGCUCACCCAAACAUGCUAACAUGGCUAACAGUGAAUGGAAGUAAACACCAGCAGCAUUACGCCAUGUACAUGAUGCUAACUGGUGACUAUUCACUAUUAGCAUUAGCAUUUGUGAUUGAACUAUUCGUUUAAACCUGGUUUUAAGGAAGCCAAGUAUUUUUUUAACAACAAAUAAUUAUGUUGGGGGUUAAAAACCUAUAAUGUGUUUGUAUUGGCUGAAAAAACUGCUGGCUGCUUGUAAGAGUGUGUGAGUGUUAUGGUGAUAUCGCUCAUGCCGAGUGAUCAGUUUUCCCAGCGGUCUACUGAUCCAAAUGAAUGAGAGAGAAAAAAUCAAAUUUAGAAAAUAAUUUAGAAUCUUUGAUUUAGAUACAGACAGUACAUGUGUAAAUCCAGUGGUGAACCAUGAUUACCAGAUCUUGGUCUUCAGUUCGGGCCAUAAAUGUCAAAACCGUCUUUUAGAAAACCUAUAUGCUAAUUUAUGCUAGCACCCCUAUAGGUUUUCUAGCAGUAUAUCAGUGCUCAGCUAGCACUAGUGCACUUUGACUGUUCUAGAUUAAACACACAUUCGAAGCUCGCAAAAUACAUUCCAUAUGUUUUAUUUAAAGAUGGUUACACACAUUAACAUAUAUUUGAUCAGUUUUACAGUGACCCUCCAUUUCUGAAAGCUUGUUAGACUUGGGCUCGUAUUCGCAGCGACAUAUCUAGAACUUCCAGAAGGUCUAGAGUGACGUUUUUAAUCACAAAAUUGGCCGCACCCCUGUUAUUUGAAACUUAAUUUGUUGAUUCCACUGUUUCUGAUUAUGCUUGUGAUUAACCUAAAAUGUAAGGCCUUCAGUUCAGCUCCUGAAGUCCUAACCAAUAGGAGAACUUGCUUGGCUUCAUCUACCCAGAUAUCACAGGAAAAGAACCCUUUUUUAAUUUCCAAUGGCCAUUUCAAGAUUGUAACCUUAUGUUUCCAACCAAAACUUAAUCAUAUAAUUAUUAUUAUUGCAAUACAUGGGUUUAAAUACAAGCAUGACAAAACUAUUAAAUGAAAAAAUUGAUCUUGUUUGUAAUUUCCAGAAAUCACUAGGCUGAGAAGGCUCUGACGGUUCUCCACUGUGUAAAUCAAACAGAUGUACCAGUGUAUAAAAUGUGCAACUGAAUCUGAUUUGUUCAUUUUUAAUGGUUAUUUAUAUUUUUUGUGCACGUCGUGUCUGAAUUCUGUUUCAUUUGAAAUGCGAUGUUCAAAAAAAAAAAGCCAUUGUCAUUUGCAUGUACUGUGCAAAGUAAUUUAAAACAAGUUUUAUAUGAAAAAGCUUGAGAUGCUCAUGUCAUCUUUAAUGAUAUGGCCUUCAUUCAAGACAUCACCCAGCCGCCCUGGUCGUGCUGUCAUUGAGAAACGGUUUUGAAUUGAGCAGUAAGAUGACUGUGAUAAGGUUCACUUAACAGCAAGACAAUCUAAAUUCACUUUGAAAGAUCCAGCCAGGGGCAGAAAGACAUUAGGUUAUCCUUUAUGUUGAAGUCAAUAUCAUUAGAGCAUGUGUUACCUCAGUUUGUACAGCUGAGUGGCUUCCAGCUGACAAACCCCAGAGCAAGACCAUCUUCUGGGACCAUGAGUGCUGCAAUCCUUUUUGAAAACUGUUAUAUGUUCUGUGUAAAGGGAUGCCUUUGUGAUUAAAAGAGCGCAUAUCUGAAUGUAAAA